AUGGCUUUACCACUUCCUUUGUCUCCGUGCGCAAAACGAGACGGUAUAAAUAAUUGUGAUCACUUCGAAUAUGCGAGUAGUAUGGCCACUACACUUCUCGCUCCCGUAAAAACUGAACAAGAUAUUCUAAAGCAUUCAAUGUAUGAAGAUGAUCCAAAUGAAAAUACUCAGUUACCUAGUGAAGUGGGCUCAGAACCACGAUGGGGACCUAGACAUCGCGGAGCUCAAGAACUCGCUGAACUGUACAGCCCAGGGAAAAGAUUACAAGAGUGGGUAUGUGUAUUACUGUGUUGCACAUUGUGUUUGAUGGCAGGUCUAUUAAUGAUGAAAUACAUUAGACCUGAUGCUUCUUUAUUGCUAGCAGCUCUUGCUGGGGUUUUAACAGCAGAUUUUGCAUCAGGAUUAGUUCAUUGGGCUGCUGAUACAUGGGGUGCUGUAGAUCUACCUUUAAUAGGCAAGAAUUUUUUGCGCCCUUUUCGAGAACACCAUAUUGACCCUACCUCAAUAACACGUCACGAUUUUAUUGAGACAAAUGGAGAUAACUUUGCCAUAACAAUACCAGUAUUGGCGAAAAUUGUGUGGCAAUUAUUAACAUAUAACGUGGAAGCUAUCCAUGAACAAUUUCAUUGGAUAUCAUACUGGUAUUUGUGCUGUAUUUUUGUGGCUAUGACAAAUCAGAUUCACAAAUGGUCGCACACUUAUUUUGGACUACCGGCGUGGGUAAUCUGGCUACAGGAGUGGCAUAUAGUGUUACCACGGCGUCAUCACCGCAUACAUCACGUUGCGCCGCACGAGACUUACUUUUGUAUAACCACUGGUUGGUUAAACUGGCCCCUCGAAAAAUUGCACUUCUGGUCUACCUUAGAGGCGAUUAUUGAAGUUUUAACUGGCUGCAAACCUAGAGCGGAUGAUAUGAAAUGGGCCCAAAAACGUUCCUAG
Molecule: messenger RNA, 939 nt
Organism: Leptosia nina
Lineage: Eukaryota; Metazoa; Arthropoda; Insecta; Lepidoptera; Pieridae
Source: the annotation of a GenBank genome assembly